Seminavis robusta is the source of this 1191-nucleotide messenger RNA. The record is from the annotation of a GenBank genome assembly. Lineage: Eukaryota; Bacillariophyta; Bacillariophyceae; Naviculales; Naviculaceae.
AUGAUCCCUCGCUAUGCGCUGCGUUCUGCUGCUUCAGCCCGCACUAGGUUGGGAGUAUGCCGAUAUCUUUCCUCGUCAUCGACAACGCUGAUACCCCAAAGGGGUCUAUGGGACACGAUUUACUCAGGAACCAAAGGCAUUAUUUCCUUGAUAUCUUCGGAGAAGAGCAGGCGCUCGUUCAUGGCAUCCAUAGAAUCGGCCAAUAUCAACGCAGAAGUUUUGAAACAGGCUAGGUUUGGCAACAUGUUGACAAUUGCGUUGUUUCAUGAUUUGCAAGACCCCGUCUGGGAAAAGUAUAAUUUCGAUGUGAGCGACUUUCUAAUGGGAGUCAAGCCCGCUUUGAGAAAUUUCCAUGAGACCAUGGGUCAACUGCAAAAUGAGUUUCCCAGCGUUACGUCCCAAGAAGAAAGAACCGAAAAAUUGUUGCAAAGGAUGCAUCAGAUUGUAACUAGCUCCAUGCAUCGAAAGGGAUCCGACGGAAACACGGACUUUUCCCUACCUGACAAUCUUUGGAAAGAGCAAGCAGAAAAGGACCCAGAGUCGCACGCUGGACAAUUAGGUCUCAUGGUAUCACCCAAGUUGUUCGAUUCUCUGUUUCUUACAACAGAAACUGCCGCAAUGUUGGCCAGCUACAAAGAGGGAACCACCAAUGUGUCUUAUGUGGCCGUAUUGAGUGCGCGUGCCAUGAUCAUGGACAACGAAGAGGUCGCAAACGACAAUAGCGAAUCGGUCACGAACGAUGGUGAAGAGGGAAAGCAGAGUAGCAAGGAUGACAAACUGAAAUCUGAUACAGAUACUAUUGAAGCUAAAGAGGAAGGAGAAGAAGAUGCAGCAUCCGGCGAGCCCGAGGAAGUUGACACGACACCCGUUGCAGCUCAGAUUGAAGUCCUGUACGAGAUGGAACAGAAGAUUGAGGUCAAGCCAGAAAUUUUUAAUGACCCCGUCAACCCUGCCACCGAUGCAUUAAAGUCAUUGAAAGAGGAGGUUCAACGGAGCGAUUCCAUCUCCGGGGACAACGCCAAUAAAUCGUCGUCAUCGGCGACCCCGCCAAUUAUCAAAGAUGAGAGGCAAAUCUGGGUUGGGACUUUUGAAGCAUGGUUGAAUGGAGGAAAUGAUGGAGGACUGCGAUGGCGAAUCACAAACAUGAGACCACCCAACGCAGAGUUCCCAGGGCUGUACGGAGGCUACUAG